Triplophysa dalaica is the source of this 2601-nucleotide messenger RNA. It is a transcript of the gene ikbkg, whose product is annotated as inhibitor of nuclear factor kappa B kinase regulatory subunit gamma. Gene Ontology annotation, cellular component: cytoplasm; IkappaB kinase complex; nucleus. Lineage: Eukaryota; Metazoa; Chordata; Actinopteri; Cypriniformes; Nemacheilidae. The record is from RefSeq and is a predicted model, not a curated record. The transcript is spliced from 15 exons. Bases 277 to 2097 code for a protein of 606 amino acids. Gene Ontology annotation, molecular function: K63-linked polyubiquitin modification-dependent protein binding. Gene Ontology annotation, biological process: positive regulation of canonical NF-kappaB signal transduction.
AAGCAGUUCGCAGUGUGAUGAAGCGCGGAAGUAGCGCGGGGGAAUUCCUCGACAAUCUGCACCUGUCUGAUCUUCUGUGGACACUUUUUACCUGAUUUACUUUGUCAACAUCGUUUGUGUAUUUCCUUGCCGGUGAGGCUGAAGAUGUUGCCCGAGCUGAGCGCCUGCGGUUGACUCUAAACGGGGCGUGUUUGCUUAUACAAGUCACUCGGCUCACAGCGGAUCUGUUUAGCCUGAGACGUGUAACGUUACGUGUUAACGUCUUAAAAAAGAAUCAUGGUCCAGCCGCAGCCGUCCGGGGGUUGCACUCUGAAGUGUGAGUUGACUGGGGAGGAGGCUGUGGGGGCUGGAGGUCAAGGGUCACUGAUGGCCAGUUCACAGGGGUCUCUGAAGGUCCCUCCUGAAUUAGCGGGAAAUGAAGUUGUCCUUCGACUCCUGACAGAAAAUCAACAGCUACGAGAGGCACUGAAGCGAAGCAACGAUGCCCUCAAAGAAAGAUGUGAAGAGAUGGAAGGAUGGCAGAGGAGGUCAAGAGAAGAACGAGAGUUUCUGAGCUGUAGGUUUCGUGAGGCCAGAUCCUUAGUGCAGCGACUGGCGGAGGAAAACCAGAGCUUGUUGGGCCAGCUCAACCACAGCAUCACUCACACGGGAAGUCUGAACAUUGACCAACCUAAGGAGUCUAGAAGUCAAGGUCAGGACCAAGGCCAAAAGGACACCAAUACAGAGAAGAAUGUCCUCAUGGACACAACUGAAGUAUUACAUCAAGCUGCUCUGAUGGAACAAGCUGAAGGAGUCACUGACAGGCACCUAAUGCCUCAAAGUUUGCCUGCUGUGGGUUCUAAUGACUUUCUGAAACUGCUGAAAAGCCACAAAGAGAAGCUAGAGGAAGGAAUGAAAGUGUUGAGAAGAAGAAACGAAGAGCUGGAGAAGGAGAAAACAGUGAAUGAGAAAGAGAGAGAAAACCUCCUUGCAACAGUGGAGCAGUUACGCUCCAAACUCACUCAGAAUGGUGGUGUGACUGAAGAAUCAGUACAGCAGACAUGUUCUCUCACUGUUCCUGCAGAACGUUCUCACUUGGCUAAACUAACUGAGCAGCUUCAAGCUACGCAAGGCAGGUACAGGGAGCUUCAGGAGAAACUGGACUGUCUUCAGAAGAACUCUGUGCAGAGAGACAGAACCGAGGCACUUCUCAAACAGAAAGAGAAGGACUUUGCUCAGCUGACAAAGGACAGUGAAGCUCUAAGAGCUCAAGUCACAUCCCUACUCGGGGAGCUGAAUGAACGACAAAACUGGCUGGAGAAGAGCGAAGCAGAAAAACGACUUUUAGAGGAUAAGCUGACUAAGAAGACCGAACGGUUGCAGGUCUUAGAGAGAGAAAUGGAACAGCAGAAGAAACAGCACAGUGUGACUGUGGACAAUCUUUUACUGAAGACUCAGAAUCUUGAAGCUGCAUUGAAGACUGAGAGGCUCGUCAUAGUAGAGGAGAGGAGGAAGUUGGCACAGCUCCAGCACGCAUACACCUGUCUUUUCCAAGACUACGACAACAAACUGAAAAGUGAAAAGCAGGCUAAUCACCGGAGCGAAGAGGCGGAUACACUUGCAAACAGGUUAGCAGAAGCUGAGAAAGCUCUGGCCCUGAAACAGGAUCUCAUCGAUAAACUCAAGGAAGAUACUGAGCAGUUGAGAGCUACUUUAGAGACUAUACCAGUACUGACUGCUCAGGCAGAAAUCUUUAAGAUGGACUUCUUGGCCGAGAGGGAGGCCAGAGAGAAACUGAAUCAGAGGAAAGAGGAGCUGCAGGAGGAACUGAGUAAAGCACUGGCUGAGAUAGAUAGACUCAAGCAAGAGGGAACCUCACGAGCCCGUAUAGAGGAGAUGCAACAGAGACACUUGGAGGUCUUCAGGCCUCGACCACUUCAUCCACCUUCAGUUGCACCAUUCCCAGGAGCAGGCAUGUUUAAUGCGGCCCAGCCUCCAUCUGCACGCAGGCGAGAAGAUGCUCAAGAUGAGCAGCCCGAUUAUCGCUGCCCCAAAUGUAUGUACAAGGCACCAGACAUGGACACCCUGCAAAUUCACGUCAUGGAGUGUAUCCAGUGAAGUGUUCACGUGCUCUCUUAACAUCUGAACUCUAAAAACAAUAGAAACAAGAAGAAAAAUCGAGAACAUGGUAAAUAUACCAUGACAUGAACCAUCCGAGGACUUUGGACAUUUAGUCGACUUGUUAAUGUAGACAGAUGUUUAGCAAAUAUUUUUAUCUUGUGGUUCUGGAGUUGCCACUAUGUUCCAGUACACUUAGUGUAUGUAUCUCUUUAAAGAAAAAUCUCAUCUGUGCUUUAAAGAAAUCUCAUCUGUACUGCCUUUCUGUGACAGCAUAGUGUAAUGUAAUGCACGUGUGAAUGUUUGCUUUACGUCCGCACACAUCUGACAGUGACUGUGUUUCCUUUAUAUCUGUGGUAAUUGUUUCUCUGGAUAUAUGCACUCUUGAAGAGUCAUGCCAGCCUGUAUUAAUAUUGUGUAUUAUCAGCCAAAGUGAUGAUGAAAAAACAAUUUGUACAUACUAUUGUUAUGAAGAGAUUUAAAACAAUAAAAGUGUGAAUAUUA